AUGUCUGCUGAGAAGUUAAGAGACUUGAGUCAGCCGAUUGACGUUGGUUUACUCGAUGCGACUGUUGAGGCCUUUUACGCUACUGGAUCUAAGGAAGAAAGAGCUGCUGCGGAUAAUAUAUUGCGGGAUUUGAAAGCUAAUCCUGAUACUUGGCUUCAAGUGGUUCACAUUCUACAGAGCACCAGGAGUACGCAUACCAAAUAUUUUGCACUUCAGGUGCUAGAAGGUGUUAUAAAAUAUAGGUGGAAUGCAUUGCCUGUUGAACAACGUGAUGGGAUGAAAAACUACAUAUCUGAAGUGAUUGUGCAGCUCUCAAGGGAUGAAGCGUCUUUCAGAUCGGAAAGGCUUUAUGUCAACAAGUUAAACAUCAGCUUGGUUCAGAUUGUGAAACAAGAGUGGCCUGCAAAGUGGAGAAGCUUUAUUCCGGAUCUAGUGAAUGCUGCUAAAACUAGCGAAACUAUAUGUGAGAACUGCAUGGCUAUAUUGAAACUCCUAAGUGAAGAGGUUUUUGAUUUCUCAAAAGGAGAGAUGACUCAGCAAAAGAUAAAACAACUGAAAGAGUCUCUAAACAGCGAGUUUCAACUCAUUCACGAAUUAUGCCUAUAUGUUCUCUCAGCUUCCCAAAGACAAGAGCUGAUACGUGCAACACUCUCUGCAUUGCAUGCCUAUCUUUCUUGGAUUCCGUUAGGCUAUAUUUUUGAGUCCCCCUUGCUGGAGACCCUCCUUAAAUUCUUCCCUGUGCCAGCAUAUAGGAAUCUCGCUCUUCAAUGUCUGUCAGAGGUUGCAGCUCUUAAUUUUGGGGACGUAUACAACUUGCAAUAUGUCAAAAUGUACAGCAUUUUCAUGAAACAGUUGCAGGCAAUUCUUCCUUUAAAUUUAAAUAUCCCUGAGGCAUAUUCAACUGGAAGUAGUGAAGAACAGGCUUUUAUCCAGAACUUGGCACUGUUUUUCACAUCAUUUUUCAAGUCACAUAUACAAAUCCUAGAAUCUGCUCCCGAAAAUAUAUCUUUAUUAUUUGCGGGUCUGGAAUAUCUCAUUAACAUAUCAUAUGUUGAUGACACUGAAGUAUUCAAGGUUUGUUUGGACUAUUGGAAUUCAUUAGUUGUGGAGUUGUAUGGGACGCGUCAUCAUUUCGGUCACCCUGCACUAACUCCAAGUCUGUUUGGAUUGAAAAUGAAUUUCCUUCCUCGUACGGUUAAUGGUGUCAAACCUGAAGUCACGGAUCGGCAUAAACUUUAUUCUGAUCCAACGUCAAAAUUAAGGGGACUCAUGAUUAGUCGCAUGGCUAAGCCUGAAGAAGUUCUAAUUGUUGAGGACGAAAAUGGGAACAUUGUCCGUGAAACAAUGAAGGAUAAUGAUGUUCUUCUCCAGUAUAAGAUAAUGCGGGAGACGUUAAUCUACCUCUCACACCUUGAUCAUGAUGAUACCGAACGACAGAUGUUGAGUAAGCUAAGCAAACAGUUAAGCGGGGAGGAAUGGGGAUGGAACAAUCUGAACACUUUAUGCUGGGCUAUCGGGUCUAUUUCUGGUUCCAUGGGAGUAGAACAGGAAAACAGAUUUCUGGUGAUGGUUAUACGGGAUUUGUUAAGUUUAUGUGAAGUUGUCAAGGGAAAAGACAAUAAAGCUGUUAUUGCAAGCAACAUCAUGUAUGUAGUUGGACAGUAUCCAAGAUUCUUAAGGGCCAAUUGGAAGUUUCUGAAAACAGUUGUUCAUAAGCUGUUUGAAUUCAUGCAUGAGACGCAUCCUGGUGUUCAGGACAUGGCUUGUGAUACAUUCUUAAAGAUUGUUGAGAAGUGCAGACGCAAAUUCGUUAUUGUUCAGGUUGGAGAAAGUGAGCCAUUUGUAUCUGAGCUUUUAUCAGGCCUUGCUACAACUGUUGGACAUCUUGAGCCUUAUCAGAUUCACACAUUUUAUGAAUCUGUUGGUAGUAUGAUCCAGGCAGAAUCAGAUCCUCAGAAGAGGGGUGAAUACCUCCAGAGGUUGAUGGCUCUCCCAAAUGAGAAAUGGGCAGAAAUCAUAGGACAAGCACGUCAAAGUGCUGAUAUACUGAAAGACCCAGAUGUGAUACGCACGGUGCUUAAUAUCCUCCAGACAAAUACGAGCGUUGCAACUUCACUAGGAACAUACUUUUUAUCUCAAAUUUCGUUGAUCUUCUUGGAUAUGCUGAACGUUUACAGAAUGUACAGUGAACUCGUGUCAAGCAACAUUGCUGAUGGUGGUCCAUAUGCUUCGAGGACAUCUUUUGUUAAACUUCUAAGGUCUGUUAAGAGGGAAAUUCUUAAGCUGAUAGAAACUUUUUUAAACAAAGCUGAAAGCCAGCCGCACAUUGGAAAACAAUUUGUUCCACCAAUGAUGGAUCCUGUACUUGGUGACUAUGCAAGAAAUGUUCCGGAUGCAAGGGAAUCAGAAGUUCUAUCACUCUUUGCGACGAUAAUAAACAAGUACAAGGUUGUAAUGCAAGAUGAGGUGCCUCACAUUUUUGAAGCUGUUUUCCAGUGCACUUUGGAGAUGAUUACUAAGAAUUUUGAAGAUUAUCCAGAGCACCGCCUCAAGUUUUUCUCGUUACUUCGUGCUAUUGCUACACAUUGUUUCCGUGCCUUGAUACAGUUGUCAAGUGAGCAACUGAAGCUAGUGAUGGAUUCAGUAAUCUGGGCAUUUAGGCAUACCGAAAGAAAUAUCGCUGAAACUGGGCUUAUCCUCUUGCUGGAGAUGCUGAAAAAGUUUCAGAAAUCUGACUUUUGUAACCAAUUCUACCGGACAUAUUUUAUGCAAAUUGAGCAAGAAAUAUUUGCCGUCCUGACAGAUACCUUCCAUAAGCCAGGGUUCAAGUUGCAUGUGUUGGUGCUACACCAUCUAUUUAACCUGGUUGAGAGUGGUUCUUUGACGGAACCUUUGUGGGAUACUGCAACAGUACCUCAUCCGUAUACAAGUAAUGCGGCUUUUGUUUGUGAAUACACCAUCAAGCUUCUAAGCUCAUCAUUUCCCAACAUGACUACAUCAGAGGUGACGUUGUUCGUGAAUGGACUUUACAAGACAAGAAGCAGCCGAGACAGGUUUAAGAAUAACAUACGUGACUUUCUAAUACAGUCCAAGGAAUUUUCUGCUCAGGAUAACAAAGAUUUGUAUGCUGAGGAAGCUGCUGCUCAGGUGGAGAUAGAGAGACAAAUAAUGCUUUCGAUUCCUGGUCUUAUUGCUCCCAAUGAGAUUCAAGACGAAAUGGCUGAUUCUUAG
Molecule: messenger RNA, 3231 nt
Organism: Arabis nemorensis
Lineage: Eukaryota; Viridiplantae; Streptophyta; Magnoliopsida; Brassicales; Brassicaceae
Source: the annotation of a GenBank genome assembly